Molecule: messenger RNA, 2542 nt
Organism: Elephantulus edwardii (Cape elephant shrew)
Lineage: Eukaryota; Metazoa; Chordata; Mammalia; Macroscelidea; Macroscelididae
Gene: SIDT1
Product: SID1 transmembrane family, member 1
Exons: 26
Coding region: 33-2507 (824 amino acids)
Cellular component (GO): membrane
Source: RefSeq, a predicted model, not a curated record
GCUCGGCUCCAAGUCGGAGCGCGGCGCCCAUCAUGCGCGGCUGCCUGCGGCUCGCGCUGCUGUGCGCGCUGCCCUGGCUCCUGCGGACGGCGGCCCCCGGGCGCCUGGCGCAGCGCCGCGCUCCCCGCGACCCAGCCAGGGGCGCCGAAUUCGAUCGUGUGUACAGCGGGGUGGUGAGUCUCAGCAUGGAGAACAUCUACUCCUUCAACUACACCAGCCAGCCCGGCCAGGUGAAUGCAGUGAGGGUGUAUGUGAACAGUUCCUCUGAGAACCUGGAUUUCCCAGUGCUCGUAGUGGUUCGCCAGCAGAAGGGAGUGCUGUCCUGGCAGGUUCCUCUGCUCUUCCAAGGACUAUACCAUAAGAGCUACAACUACCAGGAAGUGGGCCGCACCUUAUGUCCCUCGGAAGCAACCAAUGAAACUGGACCUUUGGAGCAACUAAUCUUUGUAGACGUGGCCUCCAUGGCACCACGGGGUGCCCAGUACAAACUGAAGGUCACCAAGAUCAAGCACUUUCAGCUCUGGACAAAUGUUGCCUUUCCCUUCACUGCCAGUCCUUCUCAACCUCAGUAUUUUCUAUAUAAAUUUCCCAAAGAUGUAGACUCCGUUAUCAUUAAAGUCGUAUCUGAAAUGGCUUAUCCAUGUUCCGUUGUCUCCGUCCAGAAUAUCAUGUGCCCAGUGUAUGAUCUUGACCACAAUGUGGAAUUUGAUGGUGUCUACCAAUCCAUGACCAAGAAAGCUGCCAUCACACUACAGAAGAAGGAUUUUCCAGGGGAGCAGUUCUUCGUGGUGUUUGUGAUAAAGCCUGAAGAUUAUGCCUGUGGGGGAUCGUUUUUUACCCAGGAAAAGGAGAACCAGACUUGGAAUUUGCAGCGAAUAAAGAACCUUAAAGUGACCAUUGUUCCUUCCAUUAAAGAAUCUGUUUAUGUGAAGGCCAUUCUUCUCAGUUUCCUCAUCUUCCUCUCCCUCUACCUGGGAUGCCUGCUUGUUGCAUGUGUCCACUAUGUCAGGUUUCAGAGAAAAUCCGUCGAUGGAAGCUUUGGUUCCAAUGAUGACUCUGGAAAUAUGGUGGUGUCACAUCCCAUUGCUGCCACCACACCUGAAGGGAGCAACUAUGGAGCAAUAGAUGAGUCAAGUUCCAGCCCCGGCAGGCAAGUGUCCUCCUCAGACGGGGGGCAGCCAGGCCAGUCAGACACUGACAGCUCCGUGGACGAGAGUGAUUUCGACACAAUGCCGGAUAUUGAGAGUGACAAAAACGUCAUCCGGACCAAGAUGUUCCUCUACCUAUCAGAUUUGUCCAGGAAGGACCGGAGAAUUGUCAGCAAGAAAUAUAAGAUUUAUUUUUGGAACAUCAUCACCAUCGCCGUGUUUUACGCACUGCCCGUGAUUCAGCUGGUCAUCACCUACCAGACGGUGGUAAAUGUUACUGGCAACCAGGACAUCUGCUAUUACAACUUCCUGUGUGCUCACCCGUUGGGUGUCCUGAGUGCCUUCAACAACAUUCUCAGUAACCUGGGUCAUGUGCUUUUGGGCUUGCUCUUCCUGCUGAUAGUUUUACGGCGGGACGUUCUCCACCGAAGAGCUCUGGAGGCCAAGGACAUCUUCGCAAUGGAGUAUGGGAUCCCCAAGCACUUUGGUCUCUUCUAUGCGAUGGGCAUUGCGUUAAUGAUGGAAGGGGUACUCAGUGCUUGCUACCAUGUCUGCCCCAAUUACUCCAACUUCCAAUUUGACACCUCCUUCAUGUACAUGAUUGCCGGCCUCUGCAUGCUGAAACUCUACCAGACGCGCCACCCAGACAUCAACGCCAGCGCGUACUCAGCCUACGCCUCCUUUGCUGUGGUCAUCAUGCUCACCGUCCUCGGAGUGGUUUUUGGAAAAAAUGAUGUGUGGUUCUGGGUCAUCUUUUCUGCAAUCCAUAUUCUGGCUUCUCUGGCCCUCAGCUCCCAGAUCUACUACAUGGGCCGUUUCAAAAUAGAUGUUUCUGACACAGACUGGGGAAUUUUCCGGCGGGUCGCCAUGGUAUUGUAUACAGACUGCAUCCACCAGUGUAGCCGGCCUCUGUACAUGGACAGAAUGGUGCUGCUUGUCGUUGGGAAUCUGGUGAACUGGUCCUUCGCCCUCUUUGGACUCAUCUACCGACCCAGAGACUUUGCCUCCUACAUGCUGGGCAUAUUCAUCUGCAACCUGCUGCUGUACCUGGCCUUCUACAUCAUCAUGAAGCUGCGCAGCUCUGAGAAAGUCCUCCCGGUGCCCCUGUUCUGCAUCGUUGCCACGGCCGUCGUGUGGACAGCUGCCCUGUACUUCUUCUUCCAGAAUCUCAGCACCUGGGAGGGAACUCCAGCAGAAUCCAGAGAGAAGAACCACGAGUGUAUCUUGCUGGAUUUCUUUGAUGCCCAUGAUGUUUGGCACUUCCUUUCAGCUACCGCCCUGUUUUUCUCAUUCUUGGUUUUGUUAACUCUGGAUGAUGACUUGGACGUGGUUAGGCGGGACCAGAUCCCUGUCUUCUGAGCCCUUGGCAUUAAGAGGGGAAGAGGGAGCGAUCA